UGCACAUCACAAGACUUGGAGGAAACCACUCACCCUCCUAUUUCCUUCUACAAGGCUGAAAAAGCUGCAAUUGGGAGGGACCCUCAGCUAGCUCUGGUGGUCCAUUCUGUUCCUUUUGGAGUUGACAUUUGAAUGUGUUGGAGGAAAAAAAUAAUCAUCAUAUAUUCUCCUUUCAUACUCUAAAUCACAGGAAAAAGCAGCUUUAAGAAAAAGACUGAACCACAAUGACAACGGCUCAAUUUGAUUGUCAAUACUGCACAGCAUCACUUCUUGGGAAGAAGUAUGUACUAAAGAAUGACAAUCCAUAUUGUGUUUCAUGUUACGAUCGUAUCUUUUCCAACUAUUGUGAGGAGUGCAAAGAACCAAUCGAAUCAGAUUCCAAGGAUCUUUGUUACAAAGGCCGACACUGGCAUGAAGGAUGCUUCAAUUGCGCCAAAUGCAAUCACUCUUUGGUGGAAAAGCCUUUUGCCGCCAAGGAUGAGCGCCUGCUGUGCUCAGAGUGCUACUCUAACGAGUGCUCCUCCAAGUGCUUCCACUGCAAGAAGACCAUCAUGCCAGGUUCUUAUUUGGCGGGGGACAGGUUCCCGCAAAAUGGAAUUCAAGGGAAACUACUGGCAUGAAACCUGCUUUGUGUGUGAGCAUUGCCGACAGCCAAUAGGAACUAAACCUCUGAUUUCCAAAGAGAGCGGCAAUUAUUGUGUGCCAUGUUUUGAGAAGGAGUUUGCUCACUACUGCAGCUUUUGUAAGAAGGUGAUAACUUCAGGUGGGAUAACGUUCCGUGACCAGCCGUGGCAUAAAGAGUGUUUUCUGUGCAGUGGCUGUAGGAAAGAGCUCUGUGAAGAGGAGUUUAUGUCCAGAGAUGAUUAUCCAUUCUGUUUGGACUGCUACAACCAUCUUUAUGCCAAAAAGUGUGCAGCCUGCACCAAACCCAUUACUGGUCUCAGAGGUGCCAAGUUUAUCUGCUUUCAAGACCGCCAGUGGCACAGCGAAUGCUUUAACUGUGGAAAGUGCUCGGUCUCCUUGGUGGGGGAAGGCUUCCUGACCCAGAACAAGGAAAUCUUCUGCCGCAAAUGUGGCUCUGGAUUGGACACUGACAUCUAGAGGGAGACUCUUUCCUCACUUGAAAUCCGCCUUUUUUUUGUUCUCACUAAAUCCAGAACUUGCUUGAAGUAGUAUUUCUGACUUAUGUUUUAGCAAAUAUUAGCAUAGAGUUUAUAGCGGGAGGAUUUUUGCGUACAUUCUGAUUGAACUGUAUCAUAGGAGCUCAGAAAAAGCACAAACAGGAAUGAAUACAGCCUAACUCACAAAGGCACCUCUCCUUGCAAAAUACUGCACUCUGCUGUUAAAAACAUAGGAAAAUAUCUCCUUAUUAUAAUCAAACAUCUGACCUAUACCUAGAAGUCACGGAUGUUAUUACUGAAGACUGUUUUUCAGAACUGCAGAGUAAAAAAGGAAAUUAAAAGAUUAAGUUGACAGGUACACGUGAAGCUAAUGUUUGCAUUCCUAGCUAGCUAGUUAUAUAUAAUGUGAUAGAUUGGCUAUUCAUGGUAGAACAACAAAACUGAUCAGGGAAAACUGAGUAGUAAUCAUCCUAUUUGAGAAUUCUGUCACUUUAUCAUUCUUUUAUUCACACAUACUGACUUUGGAGUUGCAACACAAAGCUGCAAUUUGCCCUCAUCCAUACUGCUUCCACAGCUGGUUGGUUCCAUGUUUAACAAAUGGAAAUGAGAAUUUGGACACUAUGGCUCUCAUACUCUGCAUGGGUAUAAAGGGGUCCUCUCUACCUAGGGAUAGUAAAAGCCCAGGUUUCAACACAUGUUGUGUCAAGUGCAUUUUCAAAGCCCAGAAUGAUUUUUCUAAAUACUUACAAAUUCCAUGAAAGAGAAGUCUGUUCUUUCAAAUGAGCUAACCAGGGUAAUCAUUGUCCCCAAAGGCGAACCUUUAAAGUAAAUAGAUCAUUAAGUCAUCACUUGUGGAAAUGAGUUUUAGGGAAGGGAUUGAGCGAUGGAACAUGACUUUCAUCCAGAUAUCUAAAGGCAUAAUAGAAUGCAUAAUUAGCUCUGAGCUUCACGCAUUUUGCCUUCUAAAAUUACACAGAUGAUUAAUGGGAAGACAUAAAAGUGGGCUUUAAUGAAAUCUAGUAAUAAUAAGAAGUGAGAAAGAAUAAUUCACUGCUGAUAAUUCAGGACCUGCAAAGCAGUACGACAGAGCAAUGUGGGCUGUAGACGAGUCGUCCCCACUGUUGCUCACACCUAUGCCACCCACCUCACCUCAUGCCAACCGUGUCCCAAGAGUUCCAAUCUCCGGCAUGGCCCAGAGCUGCAUUCCCAACCCUGAGCAGCCAUUCUACAAAUAAGUCAGUGUUUAUUGGUCACAAGAGAAGUAACAGCCUUAGUGAAAAGUCUAUCACCAUAUGCAUUCCUUUCUACCAGAUAUCAAUUGAUAAUGGCCCUACCUAGCUGCUUCUGGGCAAUAUUUUCCACAUUAUGAGGGACAAAUGGAAGCAACCUCUUUGCUCCAUCGUCAGUUAUUGUCCUUGUUAUAGUGUCACAUAGCUGGAGUAGAGGGAGGUCAGGAGAAGAAACCCACACAGACAUAACAUUUUUAUAAGUGUCUUCUCUCAAAAAACCAUAUAGCAUUAAAGGUUCUGAUUGAAAUCUAAUUAUAUGAUGUAGCUGAUUACAAUGAUUAAAAUAGUAUCACAGGAGAUGCAAUUAAAAUUGUUAUGGAAACACAAUUUUUGAAAUAGUUCAAAAAGCAAGGACAUUUGGAGAUGCCAACAAUUUAGAGCUGCUAAUAAAAGGGCAGGUUACAAAAGCUAUUUGAAAGAUAUAACUGGUUUUUUGUUUGUUUGUUUGUAGUAACAACGCCAAAAUAAUUUUUCACAUUCACAGCAUAAAAUGUAGGUAAAACUACCAAUGUUUUUCCUGCAUUGUUUGAAAUUGCACAUAUAGAACUAAAUACACCAAUUGUUCUAUGAUCCAGAACAUGAUAGUGCAUUCUAUAUUUAGAAAACCAAGCCCUUCUAGGUCUGGAUAAAUAUACAAUAUGUAACACUGUCUCAGUUAACCAAUUAUAAGAAAAUGUGCAAAGUGUAAUGUUUUCUGAGUUAAACAAUUAAUAAUAUUUAAGCAUUUUGCCUUGUGUAUGGAGUGAGUAUGCCCAGGAUUAAGCCUGCAUUCUAUCUGUACAAUUAAAAUUCACAGAAUCAUUUCUGAGAUAGAGAUUCUGUUAUCCUUUGAUACGUAAACUUAACUAUAUAUAUUUUCACAUAUAAAUAAUGCUAUAUUUAGAAUAUAGCUUCAUUAUCAGGUAUGUUUUGUACCGUGCACAGAGUUAGAGUUCAAACUGUUGUGGUUCUGGGGUGGUGGGAGAUCAGGGUAUAGAAAUGUGAGAUUGCCAAAUACAGAGAUCUUCCCUACAUCUGAUAAACAGUGCCACUGUGGACGUAAUACACAGAUGCAAAACAACGAAGAACACCUCAUUAGACUGCCAUACACACACAGAUCCAAGUAGAAAUCCGGCACUAUAUCCUAUAAUUGAUUUGGGGUCAGUUAAGAGAAAAGCUCUCUAGUUGACCUAUCCAAAGAUGGAAUAGACUGCCUCAGGGAGCAGCGGGCACCCAAUGAUUCACGGAGUGACAUCUGCACAGGCAGGAAAGCAGUUAGAAGCCAAUCCUGUAUGCUAAUAACAGCCAGACAGCUUGGAGGUAGCAGAGAGACUGUGCCAAAGAGCAAGAAGAAAUGAGAUAGCUAAAGAGAAAAGGUAAGAGGAAGACAGAAUAGUAACUCUGAGGACAGAAGCUUUCUAUCUGAUAUAACAGGCACUAGAAAGUUACUAACUGCUCUUAAAUCGAGGAGAAAAGCAUUAUGCCUGUGUUUGUGGAGCAUUACGCUAAUGAUUCUGUAUGGCCUAGAACUGAAGAGGGCAGGAUUUCAAAGGCUAAGUCUCUUAAUGCAGUAACACGUUUGGUGAGUGGCUACAGAAAAGAAUGAAGGAGAAAUGGGUAAUGCAGGCCAAGAGCUAUCAAUGAGAAUACAAGUCAACAAAUCAAAGUAUUUUAUGUUAUCAUGUUAGCAUUAAAUAUGACAAAGAAAAAUGCAGAAAAGUAUUUCUGUUUCCAUAGUAACAGAUAGGGUGCCCAAUACAUCGGGAUGAAAGACUGUCCAACCACUGUGAAAAUGCAUAAUGCUGUCACAAAUGGUGUUGGUUAAAAAUUGUUGCGAAAUAUAGAACCACAAACAAAAAAUCAACCUAAAAACAUAUGCCUGAUGUUAGUAACACCAUUUUUGAAUUUAAGAAAAAAGGUGUCUUUUAAUCUACUACUUGUUGAUAAUAAUUCAUAUUUUAAAUAAGAAAAUGAUUGUUACAGUAUGUUUAAGUG
Ailuropoda melanoleuca (giant panda) is the source of this 4384-nucleotide messenger RNA. It is a transcript of the gene FHL5, whose product is annotated as four and a half LIM domains 5. Gene Ontology annotation, cellular component: Z disc; nucleus. The coding region runs from base 295 to 1101 and encodes 268 amino acids. The record is from RefSeq and is a predicted model, not a curated record. The transcript has 6 exons. Gene Ontology annotation, biological process: positive regulation of transcription by RNA polymerase II. Gene Ontology annotation, molecular function: transcription coactivator activity. NCBI's taxonomy places the organism in Eukaryota, Metazoa, Chordata, Mammalia, Carnivora, Ursidae.